UCCCCGCCCCCGGCGGCCCCUGACAGCCAGCGGUGGCCGGGCCGCAGUGGGACAACGGGCAGGCGGUCUCGUCGUCGUGUCGUCGUCCUCGUCGUCCUCGUCGUCGUCCUGCUGCUGGCCGCCCUCGGGAUACUAAGACUCUUUAACCAUGAGCAACCCUUUUGUACGGAUUGUGGAACCACUGGACCCCAAAGAGCCUCUGAAGAAGUUCUUUAAUCUGAACAAGCUGGAAGAUGCAAGAUACGCACGCCUGCCAUUUUCUAUUCGAGUCCUCCUGGAAGCAGCAAUCCGUAACUAUGAUGAUUUUCUAGUGAAGAAGGAAGAUGUUGAGAAUAUUCUCAACUGGAAGGUGGUGCAACACAAGAAUAUUGAAGUGCCAUUUAGGCCUGCGCGAGUUAUUCUGCAAGACUUCACUGGGGUACCAGCUGUGGUUGACUUUGCUGCAAUGCGUGAUGCUGUGAAGAAACUUGGUGGAGACCCUGAAAAAAUCAACCCCAUCUGUCCUGCUGAUCUAGUAAUAGAUCACUCCAUCCAGGUUGAUUUUAACAGAGGGUCAGACAGCUUGCAAAAGAAUCAGGACCUGGAGUUUGAAAGGAACAAAGAAAGGUUUGAGUUCUUAAAGUGGGGCUCCCAGGCUUUUCAAAACAUGAGGAUUAUUCCACCAGGCUCUGGGAUCAUCCACCAAGUGAACUUGGAGUACUUAGCAAGAGUCGUGUUUGAUCAGUAUGGUUACUAUUAUCCAGACAGCGUGGUAGGCACUGACUCACACACUACCAUGAUAGAUGGCUUGGGAGUGCUUGGCUGGGGUGUUGGUGGCAUUGAAGCAGAAGCAGUGAUGUUGGGCCAGCCGAUCAGCAUGGUACUUCCUGAGGUGGUUGGCUAUAAACUGCUGGGAAACCCUCAGCCACUGGUAACAUCCACAGAUAUAGUGCUUACCAUUACCAAGCACCUUCGUCAGAUUGGAGUUGUGGGUAAAUUUGUAGAGUUUUUUGGUCCUGGUGUAGCCCAGCUAUCAAUUGCUGACCGAGCCACCAUUGCCAAUAUGUGUCCAGAAUAUGGAGCAACAGCUGCCUACUUCCCAGUGGAUGACAUUAGCAUUGGGUACUUGGUGCAGACAGGCCGUGAUAAAGAGAAAAUUGCAUACACAAGAAAGUAUCUUGAGGCUGUGGGAAUGCUAAGAGAUUUCAAAAACUCUGCUCAGGAUCCAGACUUCACACAGGUUGUUGAGUUGGAUCUCCAUACUGUUGUGCCUUGCUGCAGUGGACCAAAAAGACCUCAGGACAAAGUUGCUAUAUCAGAUAUGAAGAAGGACUUUGAGACUUGUCUGGGAGCCAAGCAAGGAUUCAAGGGAUUCCAGGUUGCUCCUGACUUUCACAACAACAAAGUCAAAUUUACUUUUGAGGGCUGUGACUUUGAACUUACUCAUGGUUCAGUAGUGAUUGCUGCCAUCACGAGCUGUACCAACACCAGUAACCCCUCAGUUAUGCUGGGAGCAGGAUUGCUUGCUAAGAAAGCUGUUGAAGCUGGUUUGACAGUGAAACCGUAUAUUAAAACUAGCCUGUCUCCAGGAAGCGGAGUUGUUACUUGCUAUCUGAGGGAGAGUGGAGUUAUGCAUUACCUUUCUCAACUAGGGUUUGAUGUGGUGGGUUAUGGCUGCAUGACCUGCAUUGGCAAUAGUGGUCCCCUGCCAGAGUCUGUUGUUGAGGCAAUCACAAAGGGUGACCUUGUUGCUGUGGGUGUGUUGUCUGGAAACAGGAAUUUUGAAGGGCGUGUCCAUCCCAAUACCCGUGCUAACUACCUAGCCUCCCCACCACUGGUAAUAGCUUAUGCAAUUGCAGGGACCAUCCGGAUCGACUUUGAGAAAGAGCCUUUGGGAAUAAAUGCAUCAGGGAAGAAGAUUUUCCUAAAAGACAUCUGGCCAACCCGAAAUGAGAUUCAGGCUGUUGAGCAUCAGUUCGUUAUUCCUGGGAUGUUCAAGGAAGUCUACCAAAAAGUAGAGACAGGAAAUAAAUCUUGGAAUGCCUUAGAUGCUCCUUCAGACAAACUGUAUACUUGGAAUCCCAAGUCAACGUACAUCAAGUCUCCACCUUUCUUUGAUGGUCUGACUUUGGCUCUUCAGACCCCCAAAUCAAUAGAAGAUGCUUAUGUCCUGCUGAGUUUUGGGGAUUCUGUGACAACCGACCACAUAUCCCCAGCUGGGAAUAUAGCAAGGAAUAGUCCUGCAGCCCGUUAUUUGACCAGCAGAGGCUUGACUCCUCGAGAGUUCAAUUCCUAUGGCUCCCGCAGAGGGAAUGAUGCUGUCAUGGCCAGAGGAACAUUUGCAAACAUUCGCUUGGUGAACAAAUUUAUUGAUAAGCAGGGACCUCAGACUGUCCAUUUCCCUUCUGGGGAAACUCUUGACGUGUUUGAUGCUGCAGAAAGAUACAAGCAGGCUGGCCAUCCUCUGAUUGUGCUGGCUGGGAAGGAAUAUGGUGCAGGAAGUUCCAGAGACUGGGCAGCCAAAGGUCCAUUUCUUUUGGGAGUCAAAGCAGUGCUUGCUGAAAGCUAUGAGAGAAUUCAUCGCAGUAACCUAGUAGGGAUGGGAGUGAUUCCUCUGCAGUAUUUACCUGGUCAGGAUGCAGGGACUCUAGGCCUCACUGGACGUGAACGUUAUACGAUUAUCAUUCCUGAGAAGCUAAAACCACAGAUGAACGUCCAAAUCAAGCUGGAUACAGGGAAAACCUUUCAUGCCAUCAUGAGGUUUGACACUGAUGUGGAGCUCACUUACUUUCACAAUGGUGGAAUUCUGAACUAUAUGAUCCGUAAAAUGGCAUCCUAAUCCAAACAAUAUUAAGCAAAAACAUCCAGGUACAAGCCUGUUUCUUGUGAGAGCAAGAAAAGGAUGUGGUAAUAAUAAACACAAAAGCCUGAACCAUAAAGUGAACAA
Rhea pennata is the source of this 2926-nucleotide messenger RNA. RefSeq names its product aconitase 1 (gene ACO1). Gene Ontology annotation, biological process: tricarboxylic acid cycle; citrate metabolic process. The transcript has 21 exons. NCBI's taxonomy places the organism in Eukaryota, Metazoa, Chordata, Aves, Rheiformes, Rheidae. Gene Ontology annotation, molecular function: aconitate hydratase activity; iron-responsive element binding; 4 iron, 4 sulfur cluster binding. The record is from RefSeq and is a predicted model, not a curated record. Gene Ontology annotation, cellular component: cytosol; mitochondrion. The coding region runs from base 149 to 2818 and encodes 889 amino acids.